Anopheles funestus (African malaria mosquito) is the source of this 3642-nucleotide messenger RNA. RefSeq lists its product as uncharacterized. The coding region runs from base 3083 to 3622 and encodes 179 amino acids. The transcript is spliced from 2 exons. The record is from RefSeq and is a predicted model, not a curated record. NCBI's taxonomy places the organism in Eukaryota, Metazoa, Arthropoda, Insecta, Diptera, Culicidae.
UAAAUGCAACAUUUUAAGCUUUCUUCAGCAUGCCAAAACAACAACAAUAUUAAGCACGUUGGUACGAUUUCUGGCUGAAAUGUUUGAUGCCAAAGAAUAGGUUCGUUGCCAUUUAUGACAGGUUACAUCAAUCUUGAAGAAAAGAAAAAUCAUCCUACCCACUCACGUCUUUGACAGUGACGUUGCGCUGAAACCCCAUACAAAAAGGAAAACAGUGAAAUCAUGCCUAAAAUGACAGAAUCCAUAUACACACACACAAACACACCUUCAACACCAUCUAAAAAACAAAAUAACUGAACCAUAGACCAGAUAUAUUGCAUAACGGCGCACCGUAACCUGUUUUCCAUUGCCAUAGUAACGGAGAUUUUCCACCAUUUCCAUACGCAAAUGUUGCCUGGUUCGGGGUAGUUCAAGUCCUCGCCGAUGCUCGAUGAUGCUGCACGAAUUGGGGUGUAUAUGUUUCAACAAUAACUCAACAAUAUAUUCCCAUGAAUGUCGAAGUAGGCGAAAAAGCUCCCGCUUUUUCAUGAACCUAUUGGGCGAUGAGUUGUACAUUUGUGCCAUCGGGUCGAUUUCAUUGAACCUUCGUUCACCCACAUAGAAUGAGGCUUGUGUAAACAGAAAAAAAGAAUACAUUUUGACGGCCACUCGUUUUAAUACACAAAAUUUUAAUAAUACACAUGCUUUAUCAUUCCGUUCCGUGUGUUUGGCUUACGAGUGACGUUCACCUAUUCACCUCGGUGGAUGAUUAAAAUCUUAUACGUCCGUAAGUCGGAAGGAAAAAAGGAAACAAACAAGGUGACCGUGUGCAAAAAAAAAGGAAGCAAAACAUAUUACCAUUUGUGCUCAUUUUUCCGAACCGAAACUUUAUGUUUGGGGCAAAAAGCGAAAGGGUCAUGCCGUGGUGAAUGCUGUUGCAGUUUUUUUAGUUUGUAAGAAUGAACAAUCUAUCGGUUAAACCGCAUGCCCUAUAACCGGAGGAUGAUAGAUUAGUUUUUCUGCGAUAAGCGAAGGAUAUAGCUUUACGGCGACGAUGUGCGAUUUGAAUUUAUAAUAUUUUUUUUUUCGCUCAUAAGUUUUUGGCUAAAAUUUUUUGAAACGUAUAAUUCAUCAUCCAUAAGCUAAGAGGUUCAACUUUGACUUUCUCUUCUUAUCUGUUCCAGCAUCGAAUCACAUAUCGGUUAGCUGUGCUAGAAUUUAGACUAGUGUAUCGGUGGUAUAUUUAACAUCAGAUUUCUUUUUAUUUUCUCUCCUAAUUUGCUUCUUUACAUGAUCAUUAUCGAGUACUUUCCAUUAAUGCUGCAGACCAGAAAGCAUGUUUUAUAUGUGUCAUAAAAUUUAUAUCUAAUGUUUCACGUUGUAUACACAAGUUCUGGUAUACAGCCGAACUACAGUAAAAAGUGAAAAUUAUUAGUAGAAUUUAUUAAAGCAAAAAAAACAAAACAACAUAAGCUCGUAAUGGAAGAAUCUAUAUUUCACACGAAAUGAACAACUAAACAAAACUAGCGACAAAAGAAAUUAGUUUUCUCGAUAUGCAAAGUAGAAAUAUCACGAACACAGUUGGAUUACCAAAAUUCUAUCCAAACCAAAACAAUGCUAGCGUCUAACUGAAUAAACACUCUUAUCACUAAGAAUCAAACACCUUUCCCUAACCUGUAAGCCAACGAUAAUAAAUAAUUGCGAUACGAUUAGUGGCCGAACGAAUCCUGUGAAAUGUUGACAACUUGAUAAAUUACAUUCACAGUGGUAGGAUUUUUUUUCCGAGUAAAAUUAUCUUUUUUUUUUCAUAAAACCCAAUUAACCUGAAUUAAUUUUCAAAAACAAGCCCAAUAUUCAAACAAUUUUCAAAAAUGUUUGGGCGUUGGAAUUGUUAAUAAAAAUAACUUAUGUUUCAAUUCCACCCAGAUGAAGGAUAUGGAUACGAUUAUUUAAAGUUUAAAAUUAACUACUGUUUGUGAACUAGUUUCAAUUGAUUUUCUUGAAAGAGAAACCACAACGUCUUAAUAGAAACUAAUACAUUAAAAACAAAAGCAAGCAAGAAAUCUAGAUCUAAUCGUGGUAAUACAUUUAACAAAAGCAAACCCUGCUCGUGUGUCCUGAAUGUAAAACUCAAUAUAAUUUGAGAAUAUUCCACGGGCAAUUGAUACAACAAAUCAAUUCCUAUAUAGCAAAUUAGCACACGAUGACGGGGGGAAACAAUUACUGUAAGAAACAGAGUGAAAGAAGACUUUACACAACACAACAGCACACUAAAGUGCGGAGGUAUAGCAAGGGUUUAACGAAAGGCGAAGAGAAACUUUGAUGGUGAAUGGUAAGAAGCAAACAGAAUAAAACAAAAAAACCAACAAACAAAUGAAGCUACGGAUGGUUGGCGUAGCUGAGAAGCGGAACUAACAUAGGGUAUAUAUUUUUUAGUGGAUAAUGAGGCAUUAGGGACGAAACCAAUUGUGUUAAACACGAAUAUGAAGUUUGCGAUAAGCUGAACACAAAUUAUGUACUGAGUGCAGAUACUUUACUACAAACCGUUUGGUAAAAGGAAGAGAACGUUUGCGAGAAAUCUCGUCUCGAGGUUGGAGAGUUGGAGGUAUGCGUUCAUCCAUUCGUUGAUUGUUGAGGUGCGACAUGGAAUGACGUAGCGCAAAAAAAAGGCAAAAAGCAAGUAUUAGUGAAUUGUUCUCAAAAUGUUGGAUAAUAAAAGUCGUGUUAUCGGAAAACAUAUCCAUUACUGUGUAUGCUUCAACACGGAAAAGGCAAAUCGGAAAGAAAACUAAACAUAGCGGAAGUCAUCAUUAGACGUUAAGCGAGCGCAUGAUCUUUCAAGAUCGUAAUUGAUAAUCAUGGAAAAAUAAUUAUUUCCCGAUAAGUGUCAUUCAAUAUCAUUUUCAUGCUAACUUUCGUUUCAUAACCAUUCUCCCUAACGUCUGUCAUAUACGAUACCCUUCAUCAUCAAAAUCCUUGAUCAAAGUAACCAGGGAAACGUCGCAUCUUUAAUGCCUAUUGCUGAACAGGAAAAUAAAGCAAGAAAAACCUAACCAAUUUGUGAGAAAGAAUACGUCAAAAAAGCUCCACAGGGCUGAAGAUUAUGAGCCUAAUUGCUACCUGUAUCCUCUGUCAGGCCAGAUUGCCGUGCGAAAGUUCAAAUACGUGGAUACUAGUGCAACAUUUGCUCGACAAUCAUCCGCGGGAAACGAUGCCACCGAUGCCCAAACAAAAUUCGAAACACACAACAGAAAAGUGCUCGUUGUUCUCAACACCCCGGCCGAUGGAUGAUUGCAAUGAACAACAAGAACCCAUGCCAAAUGUGUGUGCUAGCCAAGGUCACGCUAAAACUACACUUCAUCACAAUAAGAAAACUGUUUACAAAACUACUGUUGCUCAAUGGAAACCGGCGCGGUUCCGUGUGAAAUGUAAAGAGUGUGGAGGACGCUUCUAUCCAACAAUUCGCAUGGCAACGAGUCGCAUCUCUAACGGCUUUGGAGCUGCCUGUAUGCUUUCAUGUUGGCCAUUCUGUUUCCUACCCGCUUUAUUUACCACACCGAUGAAGCAUCAUCUACACUGCUCGAACUGCAACGCUUAUUUAGGCCUUUAUGAUGUUCAGAGAGAUUGCUUGCAGCAGACUUAAUGCAGAUCAGUCCAGCUAAA